Molecule: messenger RNA, 1503 nt
Organism: Contarinia nasturtii (swede midge)
Lineage: Eukaryota; Metazoa; Arthropoda; Insecta; Diptera; Cecidomyiidae
Gene: Rab7
Product: ras-related protein rab7
Exons: 7
Coding region: 280-903 (207 amino acids)
Biological process (GO): endosome to lysosome transport; phagosome-lysosome fusion
Cellular component (GO): late endosome; lysosome; phagocytic vesicle
Molecular function (GO): GTPase activity; GTP binding
Source: RefSeq, a predicted model, not a curated record
GUUGCAACAUUGUCGUUGUGACUAAAUCCCAAAAGUGAUUUGUUCAUUAAUCUUAUUGUUGCCAGCGUAAAGUUACUAUGAGUCAACAAAAUCUGUCAAUUACAAUUUGAUCGCUCGAUCAAACAAGAAAAUUUAUUCCCGCAAAAUAUAAAAUCCAUAUAUAGUUCGGAAAUUUAAUAUAUAUCUUUUGUGUGUUAUUUGAUUAGGAAUAGAAAGUGAGUUCGGAAUUGAUGUUGAAUGUGUUUACACAUUGUUUUGCCUUCAAAAAUUUAAUUAAAAAUGGCCAGCAGAAAGAAAGUACUUCUUAAAGUCAUCAUUCUUGGCGAAAGUGGUGUUGGCAAAACGUCGCUCAUGAACCAAUAUGUGAAUAAACGAUUUUCGAAUCAAUACAAAGCCACGAUUGGAGCUGACUUUUUGACAAAGGAGGUGGUAGUCGAUGAUCGUGUUGUUACUAUGCAGAUUUGGGAUACUGCUGGUCAAGAACGAUUUCAAUCGUUAGGUGUUGCAUUUUAUCGCGGAGCCGAUUGUUGUGUACUUGUAUUUGAUGUGACUGCACCAAAUACAUUCAAGAAUUUAGACUCAUGGCGUGACGAAUUCUUGAUCCAGGCCAGUCCACGUGAUCCGGAACACUUCCCAUUCGUUGUUCUUGGCAAUAAAGUUGACUUGGAAAACCGAUCGGUGUCUAGCAAACGGGCUGGACAGUGGUGUCAAUCUCAAAAUGAUAUUCCCUACUUCGAAACAUCAGCUAAAGAAGGUAUCAAUGUCGAACGUGCUUUCCAAACGAUUGCCAAAAAUGCAUUAGCUCAAGAGAGUGAGGAUGGUUUCAACGAUUUUCCACCGGGAAUUCAACUGGAAUCGAACCAAAACAAUCGGCCCAGAAAUUCAGACAACUGUCCAUGCUAAUAAUUUUCCAAUGAUUGACAGGAUGAUCAAAGAAAAUGAAGAGUUCUGAGAAAAAUAAAUGGGAAAUAGAUUGAAUAAAUAAAAUAAAAAAAAAAACAAUGAAAUUCAAGAAUCAAAAGAAAAAAAAUGGAAGUAAAGUAAAUGAUAUAUAAAUAAGUUAUAAGUCGCAAAUGAGUGAGCGAAACAACUGGGACACAUGUGAAUGCAAGUGACAUGCAACCAUUAAUAGCAUCCAACAAUAAUGAAAAACCAACAAUAGAAGCUGCAAAUUUGCAAAUGUUUGCAGCCAAUGGAGAAAAGUUUAAAUAAAACAGAUGUAAAGGAUAAAUAUAAAUAAUCAACCAACCAAACAAAUAUUAUAGUGUGAAAAUUGAUACACAUCGUCAAUUCAUGCUCCACACUUGGUUCAUAUAAAUCACGUCAAACUAAUGCAAAUAGGACUCCGUUUUUUUUUUAUAAAAAUACUUCUUUAAAAUAAAAGCAACAUUCAACAAUUUAAAUGAUAUAAAUAAAAUGAAAAAACAAAUGCGAUCUAGAACAAUUAUUGCGUAUGAAACCACUUUUAUCUUAAUGUCAAGAAUAAACAAUUGAUGCAUGGAA